GAGCGCCAGAUCUGCAUGUACUCCAGCUUCCAGCCCGGCCCGCCGGGCGCCGCGCCCGGCCCCGACGAGAGCCCCGCGCCCGCCGCCGCCGCCGCCGCCGCCCCGCCCGCCGACGGGCUGCCCUUCCGCCGCGGCGCCCGCCUGCUCGACACCGGCGCCGUGGACAACGUGCUGCAAGUGGGAUUCCACCUGAGCGGGACAGUAACGGAGCCGGCAACAGCGACAGAACCAGAGAUGACCUAUAAAGUCGCCAUCAGCUUCGACCGCUGCAAGAUCACUUCCGUGACGUGCGGCUGUGGGAACAAGGACAUUUUUUACUGCGCACACGUGGUGGCGCUCUCGCUGUACAGGAUCCGCAAGCCAGAGCAGGUCAAACUCCGUCUUCCCAUCUCAGAGACCCUUUUCCAGAUGAACAGGGACCAGCUACAAAAGUUUGUUCAGUAUUUAAUCACAGAACACCACACCGAGGUACUGCCAACUGCCCAGAAACUGGCGGAUGACAUCCUGUCCUCCAACUCCGAGAUCAACCAAACGCAUGGUGCGCCAGACCCCACCGCUGGGGCCAGCAUCAAUGAUGAAAACUGCUGGCAUUUGGACGAGGAGCAAGUGAGAGAACAAGUGAAGCUGUUCCUGUCUCAGGGAGGGUACUACGGCUCCGGGAAGCAGCUCAACUCCAUGUUCGCCAAGGUCCGUGAGAUGCUGCGCAUGAGAGAUUCCAACGGCGCCAGGAUGCUGACGUUAAUAACGGAGCAGUUCAUGGCGGAUCCCCGGCUCUCCCUCUGGAGGCAGCAGGGAACGGGCAUGACGGACAAAUGCAGGCAGCUCUGGGAUGAGCUGGGGGCCCUGUGGGUGUGUGUCGUGUUAAAUCCGCACUGCAAGCUCGAAGAGAAAUCCUGCUGGCUCCGGCAGCUCCGGAAGUGGGGCGACAUGGACGUGUGCCCGCUGGAGGACGGCAGUUACGGCAACGAGCUUCCCAACAUCACCGACGCACUGACGCAGAGCUCAAAUCACAGCCAAGACUCCCUGGCACGGCCGAGACGGACGGUGUUCACCCGCGCCAUCGAGGGCUGCGACCUGCACUGGCAGGACAGCCACUUGCAGCGGAUAAUCAGCAGCGAUUUCUACGUGUCCCCUUCGUACCAGCGGGACGGCGAGAGCCUCCUCUUCAAUGCGCAAGGACAGCCGCUGUGGCUAGAGCACGUCCCUACAGCGUGUGCGCGGGUUGAUGCCCUGCGUUCCCAUGGGUACCCCAAAGAAGCGCUCCGACUGACUGUUGCCAUAAUCAAUACACUGAGACUGCAGCAACAAAGGCAGCUGGAAAUUUACAAACACCAGAAGAAAGAAUUACUGCAGAGGGGAGCCACCACCAUCACAAACCUGGAGGGCUGGGUCGGGCACCCUCUGAACCCCGUUGGCUGCUUGUUCCUCACCUUGACGGAGGCUUGUAGAUUAGAAGAGGAAAAUUGCCUUGAAAUUUCAGAUGCCGGCGACGCCAAGCCACCGGUGUACCAGCACGUGCCCGUGGCGACUGGUUGCCAGGACAGCGGCGAGUCCUACCUGUCCCUGGCCUUAGAGGUGGCUCUGAUGGGGAUGGGGCAGCAGCGGGUGAUGCCCGAGGGGCUGUACGCGCAGGAUAAAGUGUGCCGCAACGAAGAGCAGAUCAGCGCCCGGCUGCAGGAGCUGGAGCUGGACGCGGUGCUGGUGCAGGCCCUUCGGAAGCAGUGUAUCUUGCUGCUGGAAGGUGGUCCCUUCAGCGGCCUGGGAGAAGUGAUCCAUCGGGAGAGCGUUCCCAUGCACACCUUUGCCAAGUACCUGUUCUCCGCCUUGCUGCCUCACGACGCAGACCUGGCCUAUAAGCUGGCGCUCCGGGCCAUGAGGCUGCCCGUGCUGGAGACGACCGCUCCCUCCGGAGAUGUCACGCACCCUCACCACCUGGUGUCGGUCGUGCCCAGCAGGUACCCCCGGUGGUUUACCCUGGGCCACUUGGAAUCGCAGCAGUGUGAACUGGCCUCCACCAUGCUGACGGCAGCUAAAGGUGACAUGCUGCGGUUACGCACCGUCCUGGAAGCAAUCCAGAAGAACAUCCACUCCUCGUCCUUGAUCUUCAAGCUGGCCCAGGACGCCUUUAAGAUCGCCACGCCCGCGGACAGCAACCCCGACACCACCCUGCUCAACGUGGCGCUGGAGCUGGGGCUGCAGGUCAUGCGGAUGACUCUGUCCACCCUGAACUGGAGGCGAAGGGAGAUGGUGCGGUGGCUGGUCACCUGUGCGACGGAAGUGGGUGUGCGGGCGCUGCUCAGCAUCCUGCAGAACUGGUACACGCUCUUCACCCCCACGGAAGCCACCAGCAUCGUGGCGGCGACAGUGAUGUCCCACAACACCAUCCUGCGGCUGAGCCUGGACUACCCGCAGCGCGAGGAGCUGGCCGGCUGCGCCCGCACCCUGGCCCUGCAGUGCGCCAUGAAGGACCCCCAGAACUGCGCCCUCUCCGCCCUCACGCUGUGCGAGAAAGACCACAUCGCCUUCGAGACGGCCUACCAGAUCGUCAUCGACGCCGCCGCCACGGGCAUGACCUACGCGCAGCUCUUCACCAUCGCCCGCUACAUGGAACACCGGGGCUACCCGCUGCGGGCCUUCAAACUGGCCUCGCUGGCCAUGACGCACCUCAACCUCGCCUACAACCAGGACACCCACCCGGCCAUCAACGACGUCCUGUGGGCCUGCGCGCUGAGCCACUCCUUGGGCAAGAACGAGCUGGCGGCCAUCAUCCCCUUGGUGGUGAAGAGCGUGCACUGCGCCACGGUGCUGUCGGACAUCCUGCGGCGCUGCACCAUGACGGCCCCGGGCCUGGCCGGCAUUCCCGGCCGCAGGAACUCUGGCAAACUGAUGUCCACCGACAAGGCUCCCUUGCGCCAGCUGCUGGACGCCACGAUAAGCGCUUACAUCAACACCACCCACUCCCGGCUCACCCACAUCAGCCCUCGGCACUACGGCGAGUUCAUCGAGUUCCUCAGCAAAGCCAGGGAGACCUUCCUCCUGGCCCAGGACGGCCACCUCCAGUUCGCGCAGUUCAUAGACAAUCUCAAACAGAUCUACAAAGGCAAGAAAAAACUGAUGAUGCUGGUGCGGGAGCGGUUUGGGUGA
Molecule: messenger RNA, 3144 nt
Organism: Emys orbicularis (European pond turtle)
Lineage: Eukaryota; Metazoa; Chordata; Testudines; Emydidae
Gene: ZSWIM5
Product: zinc finger SWIM-type containing 5
Exons: 14
Coding region: 16-3144 (1042 amino acids)
Cellular component (GO): Cul2-RING ubiquitin ligase complex
Molecular function (GO): zinc ion binding
Source: RefSeq, a predicted model, not a curated record